This is a messenger RNA of Lentinula edodes (shiitake mushroom), 1358 nucleotides long. RefSeq names its product ATP10 protein-domain-containing protein. The coding region runs from base 159 to 1106 and encodes 315 amino acids. Gene Ontology annotation, biological process: mitochondrial proton-transporting ATP synthase complex assembly. Gene Ontology annotation, cellular component: mitochondrial inner membrane. The transcript is spliced from 4 exons. Lineage: Eukaryota; Fungi; Basidiomycota; Agaricomycetes; Agaricales; Omphalotaceae. The record is from RefSeq and is a predicted model, not a curated record.
UAAACGGAAAAUGCAAAUCAGGUGACUGUCGUGAUCUUAAACGUGUCGCGCUUCUCCCACGCCCUUGGGAAUUACCGUUUCGGAUAAGUCGGACUCGGGCGGCCCGUGGAUGGAAAUUCCAGGGACUCGCAACCUCGGUUUCCAAAGGCAGCAGUGAAAUGGCAAUCAUCGUCUCCCACUGUUGUCGAAGGAAUCUAGCACCUUUGCUGUACUCGACAUCAACCCGGUCUCCACUAAAAAGCCAGAGAUAUUCUUCUUCUUCCUCAUCCCAAGCCGGUCCUUCAUUAUCGUCAAAGGCAACCUCUAAUUCCAAAUCAUCUGUGUUCAAUUCGGCCACAGCGAAGUCCAAAUCCCUGAUUGAUGACGAAUUGAAACCGCUUUCGCGACCACUAGGUGUUCGGGAGAAGCCUGCUGUUAGGCAUCAAACAAAAUUAGAGAGACUGAAGGAGGUGUUGACGAACGAUGAAGCUAUUGCGGAGCAGAGGAAACAUUUGGUGAAAGAAGCGGUAACAAAAGGCUACUUCCAUGACCUCAAUGCAACUCGGAGACAUGGUGGUAAAACAUGGAUCGCACCAAAAGUUCUAAUACGCGAAGAAAAAUCAUUAUACUUCCCGGAUAUCGUUGGGAAAUCCCUCGCAGAUGGAAGUGAGCAACACACAACCUCGAUGUGCACGGGGAAGAUUUCGGUUCUAUGUCUACUCAAUACUAAGAUCUCCGAGAUUCACGUCGCUUCAUUUACAACUCCCACUCUUGCCCGGUUUUCCGAACACCCGCUCUUCAAUCACAUCCAAAUCAACCUUCAAUCAAAUACCCUUAAAUCUAUGCUCGUCUCUCUUUUCCUUUCUUCUCUCCGACGAGCUAUCCCACCGGAGCAGCACCCGUAUUACCUUGUAUCCUCUCAGAAUCUCGAAUACCAGCGAGACGCGAUAGGAUUAACUAACGAUCGUGUAGGAUACGUCUACCUGAUUGAUGAGAACCUGAGGAUAAGAUGGGCAGGGUGCGCAGAUGCGACGGCGGAGGAAGCCCAUGCGUUAGAGGUUUGCACGGAUAUGCUUGUGGCACGGUUGGAGAAACGGAAGAAAGAAAUGAAAGAGAAGGAAGGGUGAGUGAUUGCUGGAGGAGCUGGUAGAAUAGGAAAACACAAAGUUGAUGAGGUGCUUGAUCUAUUGGAUGUAGAUUUCGUUCACUGGAUUGAUUUUCACGUCAGCUCCUCGGCAUAUUUAUACAAUGUUAGAGUCAGCUAAAUGAACUUGUAAGUGCAUACAUAUUCCAGUGAAGUAGCAACGAAAAAAAAAAAUUCCUGGAAUGGGGGUACCGCGGAUCGAACGCGGGACCUUCAGAAAUAAUUACAUUCAAAG